Molecule: messenger RNA, 10100 nt
Organism: Sus scrofa (pig)
Lineage: Eukaryota; Metazoa; Chordata; Mammalia; Artiodactyla; Suidae
Source: RefSeq, a predicted model, not a curated record
AAGAAAGAGGAUGGCUUUAUACACGGCCCCAUGGACGAACGUGGCUCAACACUGGGCCCAACCAGGAUUCUUUCCAGCCACACGGUUGCCUUCUGUUUUUCCUACGAGGCCACUGUUGGCUUCCUCUCCCAACCCUUCCUCCCUUUUUCCACGUAGCGUAACUCCCCUCCGCUGGUCAGUGUUUGGGGACUCGCCUCCCCCCUCCCUCCCUGCCCCUGCGGGACCGUUUCCAUGGAGACCGUCCCUUAAAGAACCCGACCCGGAGGGAGGCCUCGGAGGAGGCCCGCCGUCCGCCAGAGGAGCUGCAGGAGCGCCGGAGCGAGCGCGGGCUCGCAGAGAGGGGCCCGGCGGAAAAGCAGCAGGGCAGCCGCGAGGUGGGAGUCAUCGGGGCUCCAGGCCUGCGGCCCCAGCCCCGGGCGCAGCACGCGGCGCGGGCAACUUGCAAAGCUCGGUCUGUGCUGGCGGGUCACGGGCCGGGGCCGUCGGCGCGGGUCGCGGGGGCGCUGGGCAGCCCCUGCCCUUUGACCUCCGGGUCUCUGGUCUCUCUUCCUCUCUCCGCCAGCCUACCAUUCUUAACCCCCCGUCCUUUCCUUUCAAUUCUGUUCUUUUCUCGGUUGGUCAGACGUUUGGGACUGUUUCUAAAACCGCGCGGCGCCUCUGAACACCUGCUCUCCUUCUGCACCUCGAGAGCAGACACUGUGCCUUAGAGCUGGACUUGAACUUGAGGAACAGGCAGCCGCCAGGGAUGUUCCCACUUUGGCGUUCUUAUAACUCACAAACGUUUGAGCUUCUGCUUAACAGCUUAGAUUUGGGGAGAACCAUUCCUACUACAGCCCUGCGAAUGGAACGCUUAACAUCAGAAUGUUGAGGAAAAUGAACUGGGUUAAAACAUUGCGGUUUUGUGGAGAAGUCUGUGGAUUGAAUGACUAGGUAUUUCUUUUUAACUGGGUUGCAUUUUUCUCUGAGGUGCACACCUGCUUGAAAAGAACUACAGAGGAUUUUGUAGGAAGAACCUACUUGAGAGAAGGCUGUAGAGAGCUUUAACGUUGAUACUGGGAAUCUAUUUGCUAUUAACAUGAUCCUUUUCAGUUCCAGAAAUAUACCUUUGAAAAUACAAGGUUGCUUUUUUCUUUAUGUCUUAAGUUGAAUGUGAAAGUUCUUAAGUCCGCAGAGAUUCAAGGUUCCUGGGAAAAGUUUCACAAGCUUUUUGGAUCAAAUGCAUUUUGAAAAUAAAGUGGAAACAAUGUUGAAUGUUUUACCAUUUACGUUUCAGUUUCAUCCCCAGUGUUUGAAAUAGUUUUUCAUAACUGUGACUUCAUCUUAAGAUGUGAAGAAUUACUUCCAACAAAGUAGCAGCGUGUAGGUGUUCUAGAUUGUCAUCAAUUAAGAUUAGUUUCACACAAUGCAAUGUAAUUUUACAUAAUUGACUGAUAAUUCAUUUUAUUUCUAACGUCUCCUUUCUCUUUAAUUACAGAAGCUCCUAGAAGCAAAUUGUUUUGCUAUUUUUUAUUAUUGUUUUCUUUUGAAAACUGCUGAUGUUUCCAGUUUUACUGGGUGGGCAAUUUUGUGAAGCACCUACUUAUUACUGCCUUAACAUUGGUGGAAUGAGCAGUCGGGAUUGAGAAGACAUGACAUUAAAGGGAAAUACACAUACACAACCUAAAGAAUGUUCAAUAGUUUAGUUUUGAAGCUAAAGAUAUAUAUGUUUAAUGGAUCUGAAUAUACUUUAUUUUCCAGAUGGAAAAAUCAAUUAUUCUCCUGCUCUGGGUGCAAUCUGCUGUUAAGAUCUCAAAAAGUUUCCAUUAUAUACCUAUGAAUAAACAAAAAACAGUAAUUUUUAUUGAAUGGGAUGAAUUUCCUCAGGGAGGAAGUCCUGAAUUUUAUUUUGUAAAAUACCAACUUGUUAAUAACUUUGCGCAAAAAAAUGUCAAAAGGAUUCUUGCAGACCCACCAGAGCUUCCAAAAGCAUUAAUGACACUAGACGAAAAUGAAGACUACCACAUCAGUAUACAGUCCAUCAAAUAUGGACAAGUGUUAAGUGAAAAGUCAUUUCAGACGCGUGGAAUAUCAGCUAGAAAUAUUAAGACACUAGCAACAAGUACAAGCGUUUCUUUUAACUGGAGUGUGCUGUCUUCCAAUGACAGUUUAGUGUCAAUAUCACUUAAUAAUUCUUCACAAAUUGUGCAAAAUAAUGUCAUGUUUUAUGAGUGGGCUGAUUUGAAACCUGCCACCUUAUAUGUUUUUACAUUUGAAUUUAAACAGUUGCAUUUGGAUUUUAUAAAUAUAUUUCAGAGACUGGAUGUUCAGAUUGAAACAGGUUCGUGUUCACAAGGAUGGGUGGCAUUAAAAAAUAACUGUUAUAGAAUUAGCAAAGAGCAUAAGCCAUGGAAUGUAGCCCAGCAACAUUGUAAGUUAUCCUUAAAUUCUGCACACCUUGUGGAUAUAAAAAAUGAAGAGGAGAAAAAUUUCAUAUGUUCACAUCUCAGGUCAAAGAAUCAAAUAAUGGUAUGGACUGGUCUUAGCAAUUUGAAGGAAGAAGGUCAACUGACGUUGACAGAUGGAUCAUCCUUUGGCCUUAAGAAAAACAGCAUCUUUUCUUUUCCACUGCUACCGAAGAAUGAAACAGAUUGCUACAUUUUACAGCAAAAUGCAACUGGAUCCAACUAUUUUUUUACAAGAUUUUUCUGUUAUAUUCCCUUGCCAUAUAUUUGUGAAUAUGAAUUACCUUUUCUCCAGGAAAACAUUUCCUUCUAUGUAAAGGAGGUUGGAACAACUCAAGUUGUAUUUAGUUGGAAUAAUUUGAGUGGUUGGAAUAAGUUGAAUAAGUGGCUGAACCUGGGAUAUAAAAUCAUCAUUAAAUAUUAUUUAGAUUAUACAGAAGGACAACAUUUUGAAAGCAUCCCCCCAAAUACCACAGAAAAAGCAAUUACCCAUCUGUCUCCCGGCCAUGUUUACAGAUUUUCAUUGUUUGCAAUAAAUGAAUGGGAGGCAAAAACUACUUUAAGUCCAAUAUUCAUUGUCGAAACACGCCCAUUAUCAGCCAAAAAUGUCACAAUUACGCAUGUGACCCCAACAGAAAUAUUUUUGCACUGGGAGGCUCCAGAUCCAGUGUCUUUUCACCAUUAUUUGGUGACUAUUUUGGAUGUUGAAAACAAUGAAACGGAGGAGGUGUUUAUUGAAAAGCUCAACACUUCAACAACAAUUGGAAAUCUCACAUCUUUCCAUCAUUAUCUGAUACAUCUAUUCACGGUAGCAGAAAGGGGAACUUUAAGCGGCUUCAAGAAACCUAUUUCAGUGGUUACAGGUAUUAAUCCACCUCAGAUCAUUUAUGUGAAACUUGAAGAUGUGAGAGAGGACAGUGUAAAUCUUCAGCGGGAACUCCCACCAGACAGCCAUGGGGUCUACAUUCAAAUCACAUCCGCAUCAGAUACAAGAGGAGUCAGGAAGCUUUUUGUAAAGGAUGCUAAUAGAGUCAAGGCUGAUAAUUUAAGCCCUGGGAUGAUAUAUGACAUUGGACUGGGAACAGUGGUGAAUGGGAACUUGAGCACGCUGGUAACUCUUCAACAAACUCUAAGUGCGCAAGUACCGUCAAAUAUCCAUGAAGGCAAAGUUACAGACUCUUCCAUAGAAAUCCUCUGGAAUCGAGCUGAUGGGAAUUUUCACUCUUAUGAAAUCACAUGCAUAAACUGUGCUGCAGCUUUCAUGGUCCAGAAGGUUUUUCAAGAAGCAGCAAUGUUCUCUAACCUGGAUCCUGCCACCUUAUACACCUUUUCCAUUCGCACUGAAAAAGAAGGUUUUAAAGACAGUGCUCCCUACAUAAAAGAAAUACAGACAGCCCCAAGUGCAGUUGAAUUUAUGAACCAUAGCAGAAACUCAAAUGCAGUAACAGUUCGCUGGCCUUCAGCCAGAAGUCUUCUGGAUGGAUACAUUAUUUCAAUAUCCAGCGAAAGCUCAGUGAAAGAAGAAAUCCUGCCUUCUACAGAAAGGACAUUCACAUUUAACCGCAUUUCUCCGGGGACUGACUUUUUAAUUAGCAUUUUCACUACCAAGGGACUAAAGAGAAGCCAUCCUACAGUUAGCACUUAUGCAGACCCACCAUCAGAUGUGCUGAUUUUAGGACAAGAAGAAGAUACAGUAUAUUUGUCUUGGAAACUCCCACAUGGAGGCUUUGAAAAGUUUCAGAUAUCCUAUUGUAUGACAUCUAGAAAGGAAAAGCUGUUUAAAGCAAUUGUUUAUGGCACCAAAGCCAAAGCAAAGAAUUUGACUCCGGGGAUGGACUACGUGUUCCAUGUGAAGACAGUUAGAGACAAAGAUUACAGUGUAUCUGUAGUGAAAAAAGUGGCUACAAAACCAUCUAGGAUAUGUGGCUUAACCUUGAAAGCUGUGAAUACAUCUUCUGCAAAUUUAAUGUGGAAUGCAGCAGAGACCAACUUCACUCAUUACAUGAUUUAUAUAUCAAACAGAACAUUUGCAAAAGAAUAUCUUAUUUGGGGAAGGAUGACGGAGCACAGAGUUACAGAUCUGACUCCAGGUGGAAUGUAUAACAUCACAGUUCAUCGAGUGAGAGGAGGUGUUGAAGGAUCUGGCACAUUUAUCAGUGUCAUUGCAGAACCAGAAAAACGCAAGAAACGUAAAGCCUUACGUAUUUCUGCACCUUCCUUUUCUCUGCACUGGAGCCUUCCCUCUGGCCACGUGGAUCUUGUUCCUGACAGUGGCUUUGUUACUAUCACACUUCUCGGAGGUGGAGAGUAUCAGGUUGAUGUUUCCAGUGCUGUUCCUGGUACCAGGUACAACGUAGCCAUCUCUUCCAUUUCUGCUACAACAUACAGCUCCCCGGUUAGCAGAACAGUGACAACAAAUGUGACAAAACCAGGGCCUCCAGUCUUCCUAGCAGGGGAAAGAGUCGGCUCUGCUGGGAUUCUUCUGUCUUGGAAUACACCGCCAAAUCCAAACGGGAGGAUUAUAUCCUACAUUGUGAAAUAUAAGGAAGUUUGUCCAUGGAUGCAAGCAGCAUAUACACAAGUUAGAACAAAGCCAGACAGUCUGGAAGUUCUUCUUACUAAUCUUAAUCCUGGAACAACAUAUGAAAUCAAGGUGGCUGCUGAAAACAGUGCUGGCCUUGGAGUGUUUAGUGACCCAUUUCUCUUCCAAACUGCAGAAAGCGCUCCUGGAAAAGUGGUGAAUCUUACAGUCGAGGCUUUUAAUGAUUCAGCAGUAAACCUGAUUUGGUACUUACCUCGGCAACCAAAUGGCAAAAUUACCAGCUUCAAGAUUAGUGUCAAACACGCCAGAAGUGGGAUAGUCGUGAAAGAUGUUUCAAUCAGAGUAGAGGACCUUUUGACUGGGAAAUUGCCAGCGUGCAAUGAGAAUAAUGAAUCUUUUUUAUGGAGUACAACCAGCCCUGCUCCAAUGCUUGAUAGAGUUACGCCUCCACCACGUACUACUCAUUCUUCCAGCGUGUUGGCGAGGAGUAAGAUGAGCUCUGUGUGGAAAGAGCCUAUCAGCUUUGUAGUGACACAUUUGAGACCUUAUACGACGUAUCUUUUUGAAGUUUCAGCUGUUACAACUGAAGCAGGUUAUAUUGACAGUACAAUUGUCAGAACACCAGAAUCAGUGCCUGAAGGCCCACCACAAAACUGUCUAACCGGCAACAUUACAGGGAAGUCCUUUUCAAUGUCAUGGGACCCACCAAGUACAGUAACAGGAAAAUUUAGUUACAGAGUUGAAUUAUAUGGACCCUCAGGUCGGAUUUUGGAUAAUAGCACAAAAGACCUUAAAUUUGCAUUCACUAAUCUAACGCCAUUUACGAUGUAUGAUGUGUAUGUGGCGGCGGAAACCAGUGCAGGGAUUGGACCCAAGUCCAAUAUUUCAGUAUUCACUCCACCGGAUGUUCCAGGUGCGGUAUUUGAUUUGCAAGUUGCAGACGUGGAAGCCACAGAAGUAAGAAUCACUUGGAAGAAACCACGGCAACCAAAUGGAAUCAUUAACCGAUAUCGAGUGAAAGUAUUAGCUUCCGAGACGGGAGUAAUUUUGGAAAACACUUUGCUCACGGGAAGAGAUGAGUAUAUCAACCACCCCAUGGCUCCAGAAACUGUGAACAUAGUAGAGUCAAUGACAGGAUUAUUUGAGGGCUCCGCGGAGAUGUCUUCCGACCUGUACUCGCUUGCUUCUGUUAUAUAUAAUAUUCAUCCUCAUAACUUUCCUGCAAGGAGCGGAGCGGAAGACCAGCCUUCAAUAGUUGGAACUACGAGGAGUCAGUAUAUCGCUGACAUUGCUGCUGAACAGCUGUCUUACGUUAUCAGGAGACUGGUACCUUUCACUGAGCACAUGAUUAGUGUAUCUGCUUUCACCAUCAUGGGAGAAGGACCACCAACGGCUCUCAGCGUGAGGACACGUGAGCAAGUGCCAAGCUCCAUUCAAGUUAUAAACUAUAAAAAUAUUAGCUCUUCAUCUAUUUUGUUAUUUUGGGAUCCUCCAGAAUAUCCCAAUGGAAAAAUAACUCAUUAUACAAUUUAUGCAAUGGAACUGGAUACAAACAGAGCAUUCCAGAUGACUACUGUAGAUAACAGCUUUCUCAUAACAGGGUUAAAGAAAUACACAAAAUAUAAAAUGAGAGUGGCUGCCUCAACCAAUGUUGGAGAAAGUUCUCUGUCGGAAGCGAAUGACAUCUUUGUGAGAACUCCCGAGGAUGAACCAGAAUCAUCACCUCGAGAUGUUGAAGUUAUUGAUGUUUCGGCUCGUGAGAUAAGUUUGAAGUGGUCACCACCUGAGAAACCCAAUGGGAUUAUUGUUGCUUAUGAAGUACUCUGUAAGAAUACAGAUACCUUAGUUACGAAGAACACCUCAACAACGAACAUAACUUUAGGAGGCUUGAAACCUUACACCCGCUAUAACAUUUCAGUAAGAUCGUACACCAGAUUUGGACAUGGCAGUCAGUUGUCUUCUUUACUCUCCGUUAGCACUUCUGAGACGGCGCCUGAUAGUGCACCAGAAAAUAUUACUUACAGAAAUAUUUCCUCUGGAGAGAUUGAGCUAUCAUUUCUUCCCCCAAAUAGUCCCAAUGGAAUUAUUCAAAAAUAUACAAUUUAUCUCAAGAAAAGUGAUGGAAAUGAGGAAAGAACUAUAAAUACAAGCUCUUUGACCCAGAGCAUUAAAGGACUGAAGAAGUAUACCCAAUACAUGAUAGAGGUGUCUGCUAGCACACUCAGUGGUGAAGGAGUUCGGAGUUUACCUAUAAGUGUGCUAACUGAGGAAGAUGCUCCUGAUUCUCCCCCACAAGAUUUCUCUGUGAAACAGUUGUCUGGUGUCAUGGUGAAGUUGUCAUGGCAACCACCCCUGGAGCCAAAUGGAAUUAUCCUCUAUUACACAGUUUAUGUCUGGGAUGUGUCCUCAUUAAAAACUGUUAAUGUCACUGAAACAUCGUUAGAGUUGUCAGAUUUGGACUAUGAUUCUGAAUAUAGUGCUUAUGUAACAGCGAGCACCAGAUUUGGUGACGGGAAAAGGAGAAGCAGUAUCAUUCACUUUCGAACCCCAGAGGGAGCACCAAGUGACCCUCCCAAAGAUGUUCACUAUGCAAACCUCAGUUCUUCAUCAAUCGUUCUUUUCUGGAAACCUCCUUCGAAACCUAAUGGGAUUAUCCAGUAUUACUCUGUUCAUUACAGAAAUACUUCAGGGACUUUCAUGCAGAAUUUUACACUCCAUGAAGUAACCAAUGACUUUGACAAUAUGACCGUAUCUGCAAUAAUAGAUAAACUGGCAAUAUUCAGCUACUAUACAUUUUGGGUAACAGCAAGUACUUCAGUUGGAAAUGGGAAUAAAAGCAGUGACAUAGUUCAAGUAUAUACAGACCAAGACACACCUGAAGGACUUGUUGGAAACCUGACUUACGAGUCCAUGUCCUCAACUGCAGUAAAUGUAAGCUGGGGCCCUCCGUCUCAACCAAAUGGUCUAGUCUUCUACUAUGUUUCUCUGAGCUCAGAGCAGACUCCUCGCCACGUGAGACCACUUCUAGUUACAUAUGAGAGAAGCGUGUAUUUUGAUAAUCUGGAAAAGUACACUGAUUACAUAUUAGAAAUCACUCCAUCAACAGAAAAGGGAUUCUCUGAUACUUAUACUGCCCAACUACACAUCAAAACUGAAGAAGAUGUCCCAGAAACGUCACCAAUAAUCAACACUUUUAAAAACCUUUCCUCUACCUCGGUUCUCUUAUCAUGGGAUCCCCCAGUAAAACCAAAUGGUGCAAUAAUAAGUUACGAUUUAACUUUACAAGGACCACGUGAGAAUUAUUCUUUUGUUACUUCUGAUAACUAUCUCAUCCUGGAGGAGCUGUCACCAUUUACAUUAUAUAGCUUUUUUGCUGCUGCAAGAACUGUAAAAGGACUCGGUCCUUCCAGUGUUCUUUUGUUUUACACAGAUGAGUCAGUGCCUUUAGCACCUCCUCAAAAUUUGACUUUAAUCAACUAUACUUCAGACCUUGUAUGGCUGAAAUGGAGCCCGAGUCCUGUUCCAGGCGGUAUUGUUAAAUUGUAUAGUUUAAAAAUUCAUGAACAUGAAACAGAUACUAUAUUUUACAAGCCUUUCAAACUGGGUUGAGUUUGUGGAAGCAGAAUAAUUCCAGGACCACUCCAAAUGACCCUGCUCUCCCCUCAAUCCAGCGCAGUCCCCGUGGACAUCAGCAAGAUCCAGGCCUGCUGGUAACUCGGGUCACUGGCACAUACUGAAGGAAAUUAUGUAUUCCGUAAAAAUCUGUUAAAGCUUUGUUUGGGAAUAUCCCUCACUUGCGUCUCCCUCUUACAACUUGCUCUCGUGUCAGUCUGUCGGCUCUCCAAUACCUUUUAUUACGAUCUCUCGAGUUUGGUCAUUCCUCUCGUAUUCGCUCACCCUUCCUAACCCCGAUCAAAAUCCACCUGCUUGUGUUUAAUUUCUUUGCAGUAAGCAGUCAUUGGUAGUUUUCUCUAAUAAAUAUAAUAGUUCCUGAUGGCAGGGACCAUAUCUUAUAUAUCUUUAUAAUCUCCUGAUUAUCUAACAGUGUGCUUUGUACACAGUAAAUGUGAAACUACAAAGGGAAAUGAUAUAACACAGUGAGUACAUAAAGUAUGUCAGUGACUUGUAAAAGAUUAAUUUAAAAUAUAGUUCUAACUCUAAGUGCCCUGAGAGUCAGUAUUCUUGCUAAAUGUCUACUACCGAAAUGUUUAAUAAAUAAGUCAAAGUGGUAUAUACUUUGGAUCAGAUAUAAUGCAGUAUUCGUAAAAUUAUACUGCGUAGGAGAUUGUCUUCUUUCUCCUUUGUAUAACUGAUUAAAGUGCUCUCUCUGUUAGGACAUUUAUCUCUGAAUGAGUAUUUUGUACUUGAUGGUAAAAUUUUCUUUGAGAAGGUAUAUCGUUUUAUGAACAACUGUCAUCACUGUUUUGUUCUUUUUUCAUUUUCCUAAGAUUGUAUAAAAAUAGAAACUUAGUUGUCUGGGAAAACUCAUUAAGCUUCCUAGGAGCAGAGGUUUUGUUUUGUUCUCUGCUGUCUUCCCAGUGUCUAGCAAACAGUAGCUGGUGAAUAAAUUAAUUUACCCAGAGUUCUACUGAGUAUUAAAAAAUGAAUUUAGACGAAUGCAAGAAAAACAAAGUAGCACUGAAGGUUCCUAAGUUGGAUUUCAGUUGAGAACAUUAAUUAUAGCCAAUUUAAUGGAAGUAGUCUGUAUGUAAUUCCAAGUAAAAAUUAGGAGACAUGAAAAUAUAAUAUUCCAGCUUUAAAAACAAAUGGCGGUUGCCAGAUUCUUCAGGACUGAGAGGGUGUCCAGUCCAUCCUGAUAUCAUCAUCAGAGCGUACCCCGUGGCACACACAUAAAUGUUUCGUUUAAAAAUUUUUAAUUUUACUAAAUCUUUCAUUGAACGUUAAAGACGUAAUUUUGAUGUACUAAGAUCUAUUUCUUUCAGUUCUGCAUUUUGGAUGAUGCAUUGUGACUAAGACUUUUUUUCUGCUCUUCAGAAUAUUUCAGGCUUGCAAACUGAGGCCCAAGUUGUUGGACUGGAACCAGUCAGCACCUAUUCUGUCAGCAUAUCUGCCUUUACCAAAGUUGGAAAUGGCAAUCAAUUCAGUAAUGUAGUAAA